Molecule: messenger RNA, 720 nt
Organism: Zingiber officinale
Lineage: Eukaryota; Viridiplantae; Streptophyta; Magnoliopsida; Zingiberales; Zingiberaceae
Product: extensin-like
Exons: 3
Coding region: 1-720 (239 amino acids)
Source: RefSeq, a predicted model, not a curated record
AUGGGAGUUCAAACAGAGAGAUCUACGACUUCUUCGCCAUUGCCUUUGCUCAUAAAUCUCUGCAUCAGGCCGUUCCGAGACGCCACCACGGUCCUCUCCGGCAUUGGCUCGAACGGACUCCGUUCGCUCUCCAGAUCACCGGACGGCGAGCAGAAGCACUUGAUGGCAACGUUCCAGAGUAUCGCCCACGCACCCGCCGACCCCUUCCUCCUUCCCCCCCCUUCGUCCCGCCGCAGCCGCCGCCCCCUUCCUCCUUCCUCCUCCUGCGUCGCCCCAGCCGUCGACCCCUUCCUCCUUCCUCCUCCUACGUCGCGACAGCCGCCGACCCCUUCCUCCUUCAUCGCGACAGCCGCCGACCCCUUCCUCCUUCAUCGCGACAGCCGCCGAUCCCUUCCUCCUCCUUCGUUGCGACAGCACCCGCCGACCCCUUACUCCCCUUCCUCCUCCCUCCUCCUUCAUCGCGACAGCACCCGCCGGGGAAACUUCACAGACGCGGAAAUCUCGCCGCGCCCAAAGCUAGGGUUUCGUCCCCUUCCUCCUUCGUCGCUGUCGCACCUGCGCCCUCCGCUUCCAUCUUCUCGCUUUCGCCACGAGCAGAACUCCGCUCGCAACCGGUGCCAUCAGGUUAUCUUGAAAGGAAGAGUUGAGAAAGGAAGAGUUUUUGAACUAUUUUCGAAGAUUUCAGAUUGUCCCUCAACAGGUUCUAGUAACAUGCGCUAG